UUUUCGAGUAGAUGCUCCUCCCACAAUCUCGCAUCGUCACCAGAAGAGUUGGCAGAAGUCCCAACAACCAGAUCAAGUGCAAACCGGCUAUUUUAAUAUAACUUCCAAGAGGAGAAACGGGCGGAUCCGAAGAGAGUCGGUCUGAGAGAUGGGGGAAGCGGAGGGAUUGGUGAAACACGUUCUAUUAGCAAGGUUCAAAGAUGAAACGCCACAGGACGAGAUCGAUCAACUCAUCAAGGGUUAUGCCAACCUCGUCAAUCUUGUCGAACCCUUGAAGUCCUUCCACUGGGGCGGGGAUGUGAGCAUUGAAAGCCUGCAUCAAGGCUUCACUCAUGUUUUUGAGUCUACUUUCGAGAGUACAGAAGGUAUUGCUGAGUAUAUAGCUCAUCCUGCCCAUGUUGAAUUUUCAAACUUGUUCCUUCCCAAGUUGGAUAAAGUCCUUGUAAUCGACUACAAACCCACAACCGUUCAAAUCUGAAUCGAAAAGGCAAUUCAUCCUUGAUCCUGUUAUGCUGCCUGUUCAGUGGAGCUUUGUUAUGCAUAAGGUGUAAAAUCAGGUCCAUUUCAUGGAUAGGUGAUAUUUGAAGAACUCACAUGCUAUGCGAAACUGAUGUUGAUGAACUCUUCUGUGCUGUAUUUUAGUUAUGCCAUGGUGAUUGAUAUUGUUUGAAAUAAAAUAUAAAUCUGUACUCUUUGCA
Molecule: messenger RNA, 698 nt
Organism: Juglans microcarpa x Juglans regia
Lineage: Eukaryota; Viridiplantae; Streptophyta; Magnoliopsida; Fagales; Juglandaceae
Product: stress-response A/B barrel domain-containing protein HS1
Exons: 2
Coding region: 149-478 (109 amino acids)
Biological process (GO): pollen tube adhesion
Source: RefSeq, a predicted model, not a curated record